Messenger RNA from Trichechus manatus latirostris (Florida manatee), 1498 nucleotides. It is a transcript of the gene LAPTM5, whose product is annotated as lysosomal protein transmembrane 5. The transcript has 8 exons. The record is from RefSeq and is a predicted model, not a curated record. Bases 68 to 856 code for a protein of 262 amino acids. Gene Ontology annotation, cellular component: lysosomal membrane. Lineage: Eukaryota; Metazoa; Chordata; Mammalia; Sirenia; Trichechidae.
UUUUCUGUCCUGCUCCCGGCACUGGGCUCCUUUCCCUCAGUGCCUCAGAGGAGGGGACAGUGGAGCCAUGGCCCUCCGCACAGCUGCCAUCCGCCAGACCUGCUGUUGCUUCAAUGUCCGCAUGGCCACCACCGCCCUGGCCAUUUACCAUGUGAUCAUGAGCAUCUUGUUGUUCAUUGAGCACUCGGUGGAGGUGGCUCACGGCAAGGCCUCCUGCAAGUUCUCGAAGACACGCUACCUCAGGAUCGCUGACCUGCUGUCCAGCUUCCUGCUCAUCACCAUGCUCUUUGUCAUCAGCCUGAGCCUGCUGAUCGGUGUGGUUAAGAACCGGCAGAAGUACCUCCUGCCCUUCCUGUCCCUGCAAGUCAUGGACUUCUUCCUGUGCCUGCUCACUCUGCUGGGCUCCUACAUCGAGCUGCCUGCCUACUUCAAGUUCGCCUCUCGGAGCCGAGCCGGCCCCUCCAAGGUCCCACUGAUGACCCUGAAGCUGCUGGACUUCUGCCUGAGCAUCAUGACCCUCUGCAGCUCCUACAUGGAAGUGCCCACCUUUCUCAACUUCAAGUCCAUGAACCACAUGAAUUAUCUCCCCAGCCAGGAGGGCAUGACUCAUAACCAGUUCGUCAAGAUGAUGAUCAUAUUCUCCAUCGCCUUCAUCACUGUCCUCAUUCUAAAGGUCUACAUGUUCAAGUGUGUGUGGAAGUGCUACAGAUUCAUUAAGUACACGAACUCAGCUGAGGAGAGGAACAGCUCCAAGAUGCCCCAGAAGGUGGUCCUGCCAUCCUACGAGGAAGCCUUGUCUCUGCCAUCCAAGACUCCAGAGGGGGGCCUAGCACCACCCCCCUAUUCGGAGGUGUGACCCUCGCCAGGCCCCAGCCCUGGUGCUGGGAGAGGCAGAGCUGCCUCAUAAUCUGCUUCUUUGCUUUGGUGGCCCCUGUGGCCUGGGUGGACCACCCAGCCGACUUCAGGACAAUCUGCUUGUGUCCCCCUCGCUGGCCUGCUUCUCUGUGGGGCCUGUGAGAUGCUCACAAUUGGGUCAAACUUUUUGACUGAAUGACUCCUCGGGUCUUUCCAAAAUUCAGUCCAACAACUCUGGGCUUAUUCUGACCAGCUACAACACUUGUUUAAUCAAUGGGUCAUUCUAAAUUUGGUAAGCCUGGUUAAACAAUUGUCAACGUGACCAAAUUAGCCAAACAAUUGACAAAUCCAAACCACACUUGUCAAUUUAUUAAAAUAAUUUGGUCAAACAGCCAUUGCAUUGCUUUGUGAAUAGUUUACACAGAGCAAUUAAGUUGAGUAAUUGUAACCUGUUCCCCAUUAUAUAUAUUACCUGUAUAGUACAUAUCUGUGUAUGUAUAUUUAUCUAUACAUACACAUACAUAGUCAAUUUCUUCAAAUAGCUUGUUUAGACAAUGAUCAAUUCAGCCAACCAUCACUUUAUUUAUAAUAGUGAUAAAAUUCUGCAAAAAAAAAAAAAAAAAUCAAAUUAACCCCAAAACCA